UGUAAUUUUGGUUUUUGGGUUCUCCGAUGGACCUAAGAUAUUCCUUAAUAAUACUGUAUAAGUGAUUGCAGGUAAGAAAAGCUGGAUUUCCUUCAACAAUUAUUGUGGUAGAGGACAUUUAAAUUCAAAUGUAAUUACAGUGAUGACUUAAAAUGUUAAUGAAUAUACUGAGGCAAUGCUAUAUAACGAACAGUGUAGCUCUUAGGAGUUCUGGGCAUAGUAUAAAGCUCCUUGGUCGUUUCGCCAAGUUGAAGGUGUUAUGCUAAUAUUAAAUCCUUAACCAUCACGUAAAUUGGAAUUGAGAUGUCAUAAAAUUUAUGUUCAACGGUCAAAAGCGUCCUGGACUUAGAAUGAAACAAACCGAAACCAAAAUUUCAAAUUACGUUUGAACUGGCUAAGGGUCUGGCGAAUCGCGGCAGAGAUUUCCUAAAACCAAUCACUCAAGCUCAAGAUUUGGUGCAUUAAUUAAGCCCAAGAUUCUCUCUGCUGCGUAGUAGUUUAACAAGCUUUAGAAAAGUAACAAUAUUAUAGACGGUUCAUACAUUUCAAGAUUUCUUUAUGAAGUUUCUUCAAAACAAAUUGUGCGUAUACACGUUAGCUUCUUUAAAUCAUUUGAAAAAAAAAUCUAGAGUAGUCCGUAAACUUCAUCACCAAUCAAAAUUCAACGAAGAUGUCUAAAGAGUGCAAAUGAGGAAAUGCGCAACUGAUAUCGGUUCAUAGAGCAUCUUUCUUUAUUUGAUCAAACCUUGUCAAGAAUCCUCAUUACGUUAUUAGUUAUGCUCAUAUUAAUUAAUUUACAAAUACCCGCAAGAGGAUUAAAACAUCGUUGACAAGUUUUUUGGCACUACAACCAUGAGUUCAAACAAGAGCUUCUUGAUCCGGGACUUACUUGGCGACGUAUUCCUACGCGCUGCUUGCGAUCGUCUGCAAGACAGUGCUGAGAAACUAUACUCUUCUGAAACUAACAACCCACGCUCGAAUGAAACUGCUGAUGCUUUCAUGAAACAAGAACCUUCAGCGUCUGAAAAAGAGCUCCUCGAUGUAAAUAACACACCCAGCAAAACACCUCCAGAUUGCCGUCUGACAUCGUCUCCUCUCCAAUCUACUCCAUCAUUUUCCCUCUCGUUCCCCUCAAGCGAAGCCUCGAUAUCAUUCAUCCCCAUACCCCGGAUACCCCUGACCUUCCCUCAAUUCAAACCUUCAUGUUCAUCCUCCUCAUCGUCCCCAUCGUCUCCUCAGCACCAAUCUUUCUCAUCCCCACAAUGGCUGCCGAGACGAAGGUCUUUGUCAGAGGAGCGUUGUAGGUCGGCAAGUCGCGACGAGGUAGCAAGGGAGGAGGUCCCCUUUAUCCUCGACCAGAGGGCGGGGCUGUCCGUUACUGAAGGAGGGACCUCCUUAGAAGAAGAGGACGCUGAGGGAGGUGUUAACUCCACGACCGUCGACAGCAUCGACUCUACCGACGGUGACGACACAGGCUCGUCCGAAGGCCGCAAGAAGCCGCGGCGUCGACGCACCGCCUUCACGCAUGCGCAGCUCGCCUUCCUCGAACGCAAGUUCAGGCUGCAGAAAUACCUGAGUGUGGCCGACCGCUCUGAUGUGGCGGAAGCGCUGAGUUUGUCGGAGACCCAAGUCAAGACUUGGUACCAGAACAGAAGGACAAAAUGGAAGCGACAGAACCAAAUGCAGCUGGACCAAUUACGACAAAGGUCCUCGCUGAGCGCAGCUGGAGCGCUGGUGGACAAGGAGCUGUCCCUCGCGAGCGGUUCUUCGUCACCACGCACGUCAGAGGCCACACUUCUGUCCACACCGACGUGUUGCCCAUCGUCAUAUUUCUUGCCUGCAAUGGACAGGUCGUGCUUCAUUGCAACAGCUGGACUCUUCACCCGCUUGCCGCACUACCCGCCUCCAACAUGCCCGUUGUGACCGCAAUUCAUUGAGCCUCUCAGGGUGCAGAACAUACCACACCUAUCCGCGUCUCCGGGACUUGAUUGAUGCUGCAGAAUAAUUGCAAAGUCAAACCAUUCUUUAUUGACCGUCUUUUUACAUAUGUAAGCACCUCAUUUCAUUUGGAUAAAUAUCUGCCGAGGUGCAUAAUUUCCAAUCAUUUUCAUGCAGACGACACCAAAAGUAACAAACAGGCAGCCAAAAAGUACAGCAUAUAAUUUGUUCAUUAUUGAGUACUGUUCGUUAGUAAGUAGAGCCACUAUCAUGGUAAAAAUGAUGUCAAUGCUCCUAAUUGAAGUUUAAAUCAAACAAAAAUUAUGUAUUUAAAUUUCUACGUUCACAUAUGAAUAACAAAGGAUGUACCUAAACAAACAAUAAAGAAAUGCAGACAGCUUCUAAAUUAAAUUUAGAAUUAGGUUAGAAUCCGAUGUAAUGAAAAAAUGGUCCCAUAUUGAACGUACCAAAUAGUUCCGCUCAACUUCCUUCUUGCAAUAUUUGAAAAGUUUCCUUUAGUAUGAACUGUUGUGACCCCAGUGACGGAAAGACGUAAAACCAAAAUAAUAUAUCGUUCGUAAGAACCUUAAUACUUUGUAUAUUUGAAUAUGUAAGCAAUUUAGAUAAUAAUGACGGGAGAAACGUUGCUGAAUAAAUAUAGGCUAAGAAUAGUUGUAUAGAAUUUGAAACCGGUAAGAGAUCAAUGAUUCAAGCUGAUGGCCACGAGAGCGUGCUAAAACCGAUCUCAAAUCUCUAACUAUAAUCACUUUAAUUAAAAACGGAUCUCAAAUCUCUAACUAUAAUAAUUUUAAUUAAACACGACCCUCAAAACUCUGACUAAUCAUGACGGCCAAGACUAACGUGAGUGGUGGCCUACAAAUUUUUUACAGUAGUGAUGAGAUGCUGAAGCCUUUUGCUGUUAAGUGACACCCUUUAUUGUUGCUUUCAACCAUCGUGAAAAUAAAAUAUAAUAGAAACGCUAUGUGCUACGUUUUGAUAUCCGUGCUUACUGGAUGAAAUUUUAUAC
Molecule: messenger RNA, 2965 nt
Organism: Hyalella azteca
Lineage: Eukaryota; Metazoa; Arthropoda; Malacostraca; Amphipoda; Hyalellidae
Product: homeobox protein MSH-B
Exons: 4
Coding region: 853-1923 (356 amino acids)
Biological process (GO): regulation of DNA-templated transcription
Molecular function (GO): DNA-binding transcription factor activity, RNA polymerase II-specific; DNA binding
Source: RefSeq, a predicted model, not a curated record